CAAGAUGCCAGAGGACACAACUCACCCGACUCUCGCGUUGCAAACAUUCCGCCAUGAUCCGGAUCCGUUGUGUGCUCGUGGAACGGUGGAAUGACACGACCAAAAUCACCUUUUUUCGCUCUCGCCAUUGUCUCCCGUCGCACCCCUGUCUCUCGGCCGAUUCAUUCUGCUGGAUCGAUCAAGGGGCAUUCAAAGAUCUGGCCUGGGCUCGUCCUGCGUAGCGAGACAGGUUGCUCUCUCAAAUUCUCAAUGGCCAACCACAGGCUGCCGGCAAGUUCCCGGAAUACGGAGACUGGGGGAUGAAUUCGACAGAAAAAAAGUGAGAGAUCUCGAUGCGUGCUGCUUGGCCGAGCACAGACUCAGACGGCGCCAUUGUCAACCUGCGUUCAAUUCUUUCAGGGCAGCAACAGACAUGGAUGCAAAGGGCCAAAUCCAGUCUACUUCAUCGCACCAGCCAGCCGAGCGCACUUCCGCCCUGUGGUGUCUUGUACGGGGCCUGAGACGUCGUGUGCUUUGUGUGGUGUAGAAGAGCAGGCGAUUCAUUGAACUUGGUCGUUCCCAGACGGAUGACGAGGGAACGGAACCACAACCACAUCUCGAUGUCGAUGUUGAGGCCUGUCACCCCAAAGCCCAUGUCAGAAUUCGAUGGCGACCAGGGGAUUCUGAGCAACGUUUCUCCAGCAAAGAAAAAGCCCGAUUCCGAUGCUGGUGGCCGGACUGCGACGCCACACCAAGGUGUAGGUACGCAACAAGGCAAGCAUGGGCAAAACAUGCCACAAGUGAGCAAAAUGCUCAUCCAGGCGGGAUCGAAAAGGGUGCAGGGGCCCAUGCUGGUGGAAUCGAGAUUAUGGGAAACCUGUUGCGGCGAUCGCUGUGAUCGCUGGGCCAAACGCAAAUCUGAGCAUCGGAUUCCGCUCCGACUCAUCACCCUGGCUCCCACACACACGCCCAUCGGUCAUCGCCCUGAGCGCCCAUGCAGUUCGUCACCGAUUGUCCUCAACGAGCGGCACUUGGCCGGAAGCAGCAAUGCCAUCGAUCAAAGAUAGCGACCCGAACCAGUCUGAGAGCUUGCGUUGACAACGGCUUAACAUCAGGGACGCCUCCCCACGUCCCAAGUCUAUGGAAGAUGGCACUGCCGGCUGUUAGGCUUCUGGUACGAACCCCGCUGCACCACCGCUGCCGUCCAAACAUGACGAGGUGACGCUCGUCGCCAUCAUUCCUCACCCCGCGCGAAGAUGGCUCUCCAUUUAGCGCAUACUCUGUCUGGACAAUAGGUAUUCUGCACCUCGUCAAGCGAGCACCCCCCUGGCAAGCAUCCAAAUGGGAGCUCUACGCAGUACGAACCGAGGAUAUGGGCCCGACCUAUUGGCAGCAGUCGUUGGUCCUUCCGCCAUCUUUCGUUGAUGUAAUGGCCCAUCUGACGACCAAAAUGCUGACCAGGAUUGGAUGGUAACGCUCGCUCUGUUACGAACAAAUCGGAGCAAGGGCCGUUUAUUCUGCUCUCCCAAAGCUCAAAGACUCCUCCUUGCUGAGCUUACCUCACCAAGCUCACCACCCAGGCCAGCAAGCAGACGCCGAAGACUCCAAAGAGACCCAGACCCUUAACUUUGCGGCAGGCCGUUCCAGGUCUAAACCCACCCCCCUCUCCACACUGCUGCUCCCGAUCACCGUGUUCCACGCAUCGACUCGCGAUCAGUCCUGCAACAUUAACGAUCGCUCCGCUUGCUGGUGGACAACGGUAUCUCCAACCAGCCCCUACCGUUCUGCCACCGAUUUUGCCCAAAGUGUACUUUGUACGUUUGCCUAAUAACGCCUGUUGCACCACCCAACGCACCUUUCAGCGAACAACGUUCCGUCUAUUCGAUAUCUUGGCUUGAUGACCUUACAUCCGUCCACAACGACCUGUCACUUUUUCCCUGACUCUGUCAACCAACGAUUUACACUUGAUAUAGCAGCUUUCAAGCAAUAAUCUUCAAAGUCCCCGAUCGACUUCCUUGCCAGCACAUCCAGACAUACGCAUAAUGCAAAGUGCCUAACCGCCUUACUCCGUACCAUAUCAUCGAUCGACAACCCUGCUCUCGCUCGCUGCUCGUACCGGCCAAACUCCCCCGGUCACACAUCCCGCUGCCUCCCAGUCACCCGUCACAUCGUCGCUUUAUAAUCACAUUCGGCCUUCAGGCUAAGCCAACCUUCACAAUGUCGAUGCAAGAGUUUCAAUACCCGGCCUCCUAUCUUCAAUCGCAGAAGACGGAACGCAUUCUAUCAUUUCGGGCACAAAAUCAAAUGUCGUCAACCAUGAAUCCGUGGGAAUCCUGCGCGCUCCAGUACCAAUUCUCCGAGGAGACUGAGCAAGUUGUGCGUGGAAAGCGUGGUACUUGGCGACAACCGCAAGCCGCCGCCGAUCCCGUCAUGUACCCUGGACUUUACUGCCCCAGCGGAUUCGACAUGAUGAGCAUUCUCCUCCGCGUCGCUGGAAGGCCCAACCCCAAGGUUGAACUUGGCGCAAUUGACUGUUCCGUUGCUCUACUUCUUUGUGACCUCGAACAGCCCGACUGCCCGAUUGUCUACGCCUCUGAACACUUCAGCAUUCUUACCGGCUACAAGAACAGCGAGAUUCUUGGCAAAAACUGCCGCUUCCUUCAAGCGCCCGGCGGAAAGGUCAGCAAGAAGUCUGCCAGGAAGCACAUCCCCAAGGAAACCGUCAAGAGCAUGCGCAAGGCUGUCGAGGCAAACGACGAGUUCCAGACCGACGUUCUCAAUUUCAGGAAAGACGGCACUUCCUUUGUCAACCUCCUCACCAUGAUUCCCGUCCGCUGGGACUCCCAGCACUUCCGGUACUCUGUCGGCUUCCAGGUCGCACGCGAGGAUUAAUUUUCGGCAACACGCAACACGCAAACACGAAAGUUGUUUUUUCGAUACUUCGUUAGCGACGCUUGUAAACGUUGGUCGCGAAGGCAACGAAACGUUUUCUUUACACAGGCAACAACUAUGUCACGACUUGAUUACGAGCGAGGCAUCUGCUAUUAGGCAUUUACGAUACCCACAUUACACGCAUGCGAGUUAGAGCCCACGCAUCUCGGGACACGAUACGACUCUUUAUUAUUAUUAUUAUUAUUUCCUUCAUUUCCGGGGUGUUUCCGCGGCGUUUUCCACCAGGACACGAAGAACGAUGAAAAAAGCGAAUUACUAUUGCAUGGAGAUCUGGAGUCACUUUUAGGUGCAUCAAGACCAUUAUCAACCAUCCGCGUCAUUGGAGUUGAUGGAUGGCAGGGGAAAGCGAAUUGAGAAACAAUCCAGCUUCAAAGCAUUUGGGAUGGCGUAUUAUCGACAGUCGGCACUGGCCUUGACUGUACGUGGGGGGGCUUCUUGGGAAUUUUCUAUCAUGUCCGCAACAUGAUAUCUUGAUCAUGACGAAAUGUUAUAGCAUAGCAGACGGCCCAAGGCCCUCGGCGAAUUGAGUUACAGGCGUUGUAUUUCGGGAAACACAACAUUUUGGUUUACUUUACGACCUGUGAUGAUUGUCGCCUGCAUCGUGACACUGCAUGUACGAACACCGCACACGAAUCAAUGUCUGAUAAUCAGGGCUGCGUCGAGGACAAUUCCACAAGUUGGAUAGGUUAUACUUGACGGCGCCCCCCUCACUUCCGACCAUCAUUGGCGUCAUCAAAGACCGGUGAGACACUUGCACAUGUUGCUAAACCCCAAC
This is a messenger RNA of Colletotrichum scovillei, 3706 nucleotides long. RefSeq names its product vivid PAS protein VVD. NCBI's taxonomy places the organism in Eukaryota, Fungi, Ascomycota, Sordariomycetes, Glomerellales, Glomerellaceae. The transcript has 3 exons. The record is from RefSeq and is a predicted model, not a curated record. Gene Ontology annotation, cellular component: nucleus. Bases 2197 to 2871 code for a protein of 224 amino acids.